UGACCAACUACAUAGUAGAGAGAAUAUACCGUAUUUCAAACGCUGCUGCACUUAAAAAGCAGGGACGUUAUAUCUAAAUUAUAGACAGGUUGUAAGAUUUGUGAUUAUAAUAAUAAUAAUAAUAAUAAUAAUAAUAAUAAAUAUUCUAAGGAAUAUUAUAUGUUUUAAAUAAUUUUAAAACAAGAUUUAUUCUGGUAUGCGCCCGGUCAGAAAAUAUCUGCUUUAGUCGAGAAUAUACCAUCUAAAAGAGGGGGGUUACGAAAAGUAUUAAUUUAAAUAAAAAAAAAAAAAAAAUUCUAAAAUAAAGUAAACGAUAAAUAUAUUUUCUAAGAUUACAGUAUGGUCGUUAAAAGUUAUAGUGAAAGUCAAUGUGGUGAAAACAACUUUUAAUUUAAAAGAAAACAAAUCAGAGACUAUAAAAACAGGUUUAAAAAGACCUCUUCCAGGGUGGAAGUACCUGCAGUUUGCAACAUGGCUGCUCUAGGGGAAUUAGGGAAAGUUUAGCGCUUCAGUUUUUGAAGUUGUCUGAAUUUUUUUUGGGGGGGUGGUGCGGUGGGGGGGACAUUUCGUUGUCUAGGGAAGUAUACGGGCCACGUUGGAAUAUAACAUGCAUUUUUCCAUUCCUGAGACCGAGGUUCGUUCUGGAGAGAAUGGGUCCACAUAUGUGGCUUACAAUAUCCACAUAAACGGAGUGGUGCACUGCCAGGUCAGAUACAGCCAGCUUCUCGGGCUACAUGAACAGUUAAAAAAGGAGUAUGGUAAUAAUGUAGUCCCAGCAUUCCCUCCGAAGAAACUUUUUACACUCACACCAGCUGAAGUGGAACAGCGAAGAGAACAGCUAGAGAAGUAUAUGCAGGCUGUGCGACAGGACCCUAUACUUGGAGCCAGUGAAACAUUCAACAGCUUCUUGAGAAAAGCCCAACAGGAAACGCAGCAGAUUGCCACGGAGGAAGUUCACUUGGAUGUUUACCUGUCGAACGGUCAGAAAGUGAAAGUGAACAUACUCACAUCAGACCAGACCGAGGACGUCCUAGAGGCUGUAACUUCAAAGUUAGGUCUUCCUGAUGACCUGGUUGGAUACUUUAGCCUUUUCCUGAUCCGAGAGGGAAAGGAUGAGGGCUGUACUUUUGUACGAAAGCUGCAAGAGUUUGAAUUGCCAUUUGUGUCUGUCACCAGCCUUAGGAACCCAGAGUACCGGAUUGUCCUUCGAAAAAGUUACUGGGAUUCAGCAUAUGAUAACGAUGUAAUGGAUAACAGGGUUGGACUAAACUUAUUAUAUGCUCAGACGGUUUCCGAUACUGAACGAGGCUGGAUCCUGGUGAAUAAAGAGCAGCAUAGACAGCUCAAAUCUCUGCAGGAGAAAGGGUCUAAAAAAGAGUUUAUCCGCUUGGCUCAGACCCUGAAGUACUUCGGCUACAUCAAGUUUGACCCCUGCAUCACAGACUUCCCAGAAAAGGGCUGCCAUGUGAUUGUCAGUGCUGGUAACAAUGAGUUGAACUUUCAUGUCAAACUUCCAAAUGACCAGAUUAAGGAAGGAAGCUUUAAAGUGACGCGCAUGCGAUGCUGGCGGGUUACUUCCUCACAGGUCCCUGUGACGAACGGUACGGCAAAUAGUGGCACCUCUGGGAAGUCUGACAUUAAACUGGAGCUGGCGUUUGAGUAUCUCAUGAGUAAAGACCGCUUGCAGUGGGUCACCAUUACCAGUCCGCAGGCAAUUAUGGUGAGCAUCUGUCUACAGUCUAUGGUGGAUGAACUGAUGGUAAAGAAGUCUGGUGGCAGCAUCAAGAAGAUGCUGAAGAAACGUCAUAAUGGUUCCCUUCGUCGGUCUGACAGUCAACAAGCUGUGAAAUCUCCUCCUUUAUUGGAUUCCCCUGACUCAAACAGAGAGUCUGUUGUUAAACUGUCGAGUAAGCUCACCUCGGUAACCCUGCGAGGGAUCAGCGCUUCCAACGACAUCAGUGGCAACAAUAUCCAUGGCAACGACGCCUUUGAGGGGAUUGGAGAUGACGACUUAUAAACCGUAGCAUUUCAGUCAUGGCUGCAGAAAGCAAAAUAUGUAAUACAGAACUCUGCAAGAUUCUUGGCCACCUGAGGGAAUUUGGAUUUCCCGUUGUUGGUUUGAUUUAUAAUUUCUAGUUGCCUUAGAGGGGUAAAAAUCGGUACUGUGCAUUUGUUUCAGGGGCGGUCGGGUGACAGGAACAUCAAGUACCUUGGUCUACUUCAAACAAUUUCUGUUUAAUCAGUGCCAAAAGAACAUUUGCAGACCGAAUCCUUGCAUAUUUUACAUUUCUUCUAGAUGCAUUGUAUCUGGAAGGAAGUCAAGUGUUCAAACGAUUGUCCUGGCCUGUGACGAUGAUAAUUCAAUUCAAUUAACUUUGACUCUGACAGCCUUCAAACAGCAUUGCCAAUUUCCAACAUCAGGACUAUCACGAUUUAAAAGUAAAUAAAGCAGUUUUGAGUUUAAAUUGAAAUGUGAAAUAUAUAUAAAUAAAUAUACAGUGCCACAACAGUAUGCUUUUUGUACACAGUAAUACUGUAAGUUUGUAAAUCGCUUGUGUAUUUUGUGGGGUAUGGGGGAAACAUCUACUGAUAAAAGGCCCUUAAAAGGUGACUUUGCACUUCAUUAGGACUGCUAUAUAAUUUGAUAUUUUCUGUACUGUGUGUGUGUGUGUGUGUGUGUGUGUGUGUGUGUUCCAUUUUUUGUCUUUUUUAUUAUUUUUGCAUUAGCUCAUAUGCUAAUAAAAUAAAUACAGUUUAUGAGGUCCAC
Messenger RNA from Acipenser ruthenus (sterlet), 2767 nucleotides. RefSeq names its product sorting nexin-17-like. Lineage: Eukaryota; Metazoa; Chordata; Actinopteri; Acipenseriformes; Acipenseridae. The record is from RefSeq and is a predicted model, not a curated record. The coding region runs from base 608 to 2017 and encodes 469 amino acids. Gene Ontology annotation, biological process: intracellular protein transport; signal transduction. The transcript has 15 exons. Gene Ontology annotation, cellular component: early endosome. Gene Ontology annotation, molecular function: phosphatidylinositol binding.